Messenger RNA from Scaptodrosophila lebanonensis, 1987 nucleotides. RefSeq names its product pyruvate kinase. NCBI's taxonomy places the organism in Eukaryota, Metazoa, Arthropoda, Insecta, Diptera, Drosophilidae. Gene Ontology annotation, cellular component: cytoplasm. The coding region runs from base 87 to 1775 and encodes 562 amino acids. Gene Ontology annotation, biological process: glycolytic process. The transcript is spliced from 2 exons. The record is from RefSeq and is a predicted model, not a curated record. Gene Ontology annotation, molecular function: potassium ion binding; magnesium ion binding; pyruvate kinase activity.
AUUUUUAAUAGGCCAUUGAUUGUAUAUAAUAAAAAUUUGCAGUAUUUCUUUUUUAAAUAAAUAAAUAAAGCCAAAAAUUUGAAGCCAUGUCGGUAAAGGAGAUUCUCAAAGAGGGUCCAACACUAAUGAGUCAUAUAUGCGAGCUAAACAUCAAGAGUCAGGCCUCCCAUAGACGUCUCAUCUCGCUGAUUGCUACGAUAUCGAAAACAUCUCGAAAUCCUGAAACCAUUUACAAGAUGAUACUGAAAGGUGUGAGUGUGUUUCGCAUGAAUUUCUCGCACGAGUCCCAUGAAGCGCAUGCACUGACCAUUGAACUGAUAAAUGGGGCGUUGGAGCGGAUUAAGAAGGAGACAGGGCAGACACUGGCAGUAGCAUUUGCUGUGGACACGCGUGGCCCACUAAUACGCACAGGUCUGCUGGAGGGGGCCGCUGAGGUGCAGAUGAGGCAAGGGGACAACAUACGGCUGUCCAUCAAUCGGGAUUUGUACGACAAAGGCAACAAGGAUGCCAUUUAUGUGGACUAUCCGAAUAUUAUAAAUUUGACCAAAUCGGGUGAUCGUGUUUUCAUAGACGAUGGGAAAAUCUUCCUCAUCAUCACCGAAGUGGGCGUGGAUGGGCUCAUGUGCGAGGUGGUGCAGGGCGGUAUGCUGGGCAACAAUUGCAACGUCAUACUGCCAGAGGUUGAGAUCGAUUUGCCCUCUGUAUCGGAGAAGGAUAUGUAUGAUUUGCAGUUCAGCAUGCAGGCGAAUGUGGACUUUGUAUUUGCCUCGGCAGUGCGCAGUGCCAAGAACAUUAAGGAACUGCGUGCAGUGCUUGGGGAGAAGGGCAAGCACAUCAAGAUCAUUGCCAAGGUGGACAGCAAGAUUGCGCUCAGUCGUGUCACGGAAAUUAUGCGAGAGUCCGAUGGCUUGCUGAUUUCCCGAGCCGAUCUGGGCACCCAAAUACCCGUCGAAAAGUUAUUCAUUACCCAAAAGUCGGUUAUCAGUCAAUGCAACAAGGUGGGCAAGCCCGUAAUUAUUGCCUCCCAUGUGCUGGAAUCAAUGCGGCAGCAUCCCUUUCCCACUCGCUCCGAAUGCUUCGAUUUGGCCAAUGCGGUCAUCGAUGGCGCCGACGCCAUUAUGCUGUCCUCUGAGGUGGCCAUCGGGCUGUAUCCGAACGAGACGAUCAACGUUUGUGACGCCCUCUGCCGUGAGGCUGAGAAGGUGAUCUGGUAUCGUGAUCUCUUCAACGAUUUAGUGAGCGAGACGCGCGGAGAGCUGGACGCGGCCCAUUCGAUGGCCAUUGCCGCUGUGGAGACAGCUAAACGUACCAAUGCCACUCUUAUUAUUGUGCUGACCACAUCCGGACGAUCCUCGGCCCUCGUUAGCAAAUUUCGUCCUCGUUGUCCCAUCAUGGCAGUGACGCGGUGUGAGCGAGCCGCUCGCUGGGUUAAUCUCCAUAGGGGCGUCGUACCUGUAUUAUAUACAGGAAAUCCAGAUGAAGACUAUGUCACCGAUGUCGAUAUGCGUGUAAGAUUCGCUUUGACCACGGCCAAGAAGAAUGAUUUGAUAAACGACGGGGAUCCCGUUGUCAUUGUGAGUUCGUGGAAGGAGGGCGGUGGCUUUACGAAUACCAUUCGGGUUAUCUACGCCUUCUUUGAGGCGGACCGUGUCGAUUGCCUGUUUCGUGCUGAUCGACGCUCUUCACGUAAAAACACAAACCUGCAGAACAUAGUGACGCAAGAGGAUCCGACAUCAGAGAAAAAGGUGUCUCGCAUCACUCGAGCGUCAAACUAAGCAACCGUAUAUUUUGGAUGCCUGUGGUGCAGCGGGGCGGCACAUUGGCGGUGCAGAUGCGACCGGCGCUGUCGAAGAAAGUGUUGUAGGGACAGUAAUAGACGAUGCCGUUCCAAACACCGUUGCGUAUAUAACAGCUUAUGUACCUAUAGUGUAUUGAGAAUUUGUUAGUUUCGAAUAAAUGUGAGCUGAUGACAUAGUUUGAUAACUUA